UAGCUCGUGCCCGUCCCGGAUCCGGAAGCUCUCAUUGGACCUGGUGACGUCUGUGUGCCACUAACACGUGGGUACUCGGUGAAUAGGUUUCUUUUAAGAUGAAAGUGAAAAAGGAGAAAUUAGAUGAAGAAUAUGAAGCUGCGACUCCGCAAAAGACGUACGAAUCGUUGAUAGGAAACCUCAAUCCCAUCGCCAAACCCUUGGCAGGACGCAAACUUACUAAGAAACUAUAUAAGUGUAUUAAGAAAGCCACAAAAGAGAAAAAUAUACGUAGAGGAGUGAAAGAAGUCCAGAAAUUUAUUAACAAAGGAGAGAAGGGCAUCGUGGUUAUGGCUGGGGACACGUUGCCUGUAGAGGUUUACUGUCACAUUCCAGUGAUGUGUGAGGAUCGUAGCAUUCCCUAUACUUAUGUCCCAUCAAAAUCUGACUUAGGUGCUGCUGCAGGCUCCAAGCGCCCAACAUGUGUAAUUAUGAUCAAGUCGCACAGUGAUUACCAGGAAGCAUAUGAUGAUUGUAUGGAAGAUGUGGAAGCUCUUCCCUUGCCCUACUGAUCAGGGAUAAGUUCUAUCACAUGGGACACUGAGGUUGUGUUGACACAAUCGCCAAACUUGCUAGAUUGUAAACCAGAAUGAAACAGCGGAGGAUGCAUAUUUUUUAAUAUGGACAAUUUGGAUUUCUGUUUUUAUCAGUUUAUGAGGUUUUAUUUUCUAACUUUUUUUUUAUGAUAAGAAUUAUGUACUGUGUUUGCAAUUGUAAUUGAUUUGCAAUUUGUUCAUAAUUAUUAAAGGGAUAGUAAACCUUAUUUUUUUUCUUUCGUGGUUCAUAUAGAUAGAGCAUUCAAUUUUAAGCAACUUUCUAAUUUGCUCCUAUUAUCAAUUUUUCUUUGUUCUCUUGCUAUCUUCAUUUGAAAAAGUAGGAAUGUAAGCUAAGAAGUCGGCCCAUUUUUGGUUCAGCACCCUGGCUAGCGCUCGUCAUUGGUGGCUACAUUUAGCUACCCAAUAAGCAAGAGAAACCCAGGUUCUGAACCAAAAAUGGGCCGGCUCUUAAGCUUUACAUUCUUGCUUUUCAAAUAGAUACCAAGAGAAGGAAGAACAAUUUAUAAUAGGAGUAAAUUAGAAAGUUGCUUAAACUUGAUUGCUCUAUCUGAAUCAUGAAAGUUUAAUUUUGACUUUUCUGUCCCUUUAAGGGCUCAAUAAAAUUACAUACGUUAAUGGAGACUUGGUUCUGGCUUACUGAUUGUCAUAAGUUGGCUAUUCAGUGCAUAAAGUAUUAGUAUUUCAAGUACUUUUUUGUAGUUCAGAUUACUUCAGAAUUUAAACAAGUACUAUGUGCUAUAUUACAAUAUUUGUUUAUAUUUGACUUUGAUUGUAUUUCAACGUCCAUUUUUUUCUACCAUGUAUAUAAGACAAGUGAAUACAUGAUUAUUAAGUAAAACUUUGGAAUUUGCA
Molecule: messenger RNA, 1448 nt
Organism: Bombina bombina (fire-bellied toad)
Lineage: Eukaryota; Metazoa; Chordata; Amphibia; Anura; Bombinatoridae
Gene: NHP2
Product: NHP2 ribonucleoprotein
Exons: 4
Coding region: 99-551 (150 amino acids)
Biological process (GO): rRNA pseudouridine synthesis; ribosome biogenesis; snRNA pseudouridine synthesis
Cellular component (GO): box H/ACA snoRNP complex; nucleolus
Molecular function (GO): box H/ACA snoRNA binding
Source: RefSeq, a predicted model, not a curated record